AUGUCCGAAUAUUUGAAACUUUUUUUCGGACUUCCGUUUCUACGACCAGAUGAAGUUGACGAUUGUUUUGUCACAGAUAUUAUGGCUCUUCUUCCACCUAAUAAUUCAAAAUUGACUGCAUUUACAGACUAUAUUUUAGAAGUGUAUGUAAGGGAAGAUUCGAGAUAUCCACCGUCAUUAUGGACUGAAUCUGCAUCUAUUCCUCGACUAGAGCUAAGUGGGGCACUUCUCUUGGCUCAGUUGUCAGCUAAGGUAGCUGACUCUUGGAAUAUUAACUGUGAAACUAUCCAUUUGUGGACUGAUUCAAUGAUAGUGUUGGGGUGGCUAAAUAGUCAUUCAUCGCGAUUAAAAACAUUCGUAGCUAAUCGUGUUAGCCAAAUUCUAGAAAUUACAAAGGCACCGCAAUGGCAUCACGUUGCAACAAAUGAAAAUCCAGCUGACAUACUCUCUAGAGGCAUUACAACGCAAGAGUUACCAGAUGCUACGACUUGGUGGUUUGGUCCACAAUGGUUAUCAGGAGAUACGAUUUCUUGGAGGAGUCAGUCCAUAUUUGCAUUGAUGCCGGAAGAAACACUACCGGAACUUAGACCUGUUCAGUUGAGUUUAACUAUAGUAAAGUUUAAAAAUGGUUUGCUAGAUAGGUAUUCUAAGUGGGAAAAGCUAGUUCGGGCAACUGCUUGGGUUUUGAAAUUUAUUCAGUUUUUAAGAUUAAAAAGAUACAAGCAAGGCUUUGUUAAAUAUCUCACGGUAUCAGAUUUUAGCAAUGCAGAAUGUUGGCUAAUAAGAUGCGCACAAAAAGAUGAGUUUGCAAUUGAAUAUAAGGCAUUAACUGAUAAUAAAAGCGUGUCAAGAAAUAGUAAGUUAAGAGCACUAUCUCCGUUUAUCAGUACAGAUAACUUAAUUGUAGUUGGAGGAAGAUUGCAUAAUUCAACCCUGUCAAAUGAACAAAAACACCCCAUAAUUUUACCAUUUGGCCAUAAGGUAACAAGAUUAAUUUUUGUAUAUUAUCAUGAAAUUUUAUUACACGGAGGACCACAGUUGUUACUAGCAGAAAUAAGACUUCGAUUUUGGCCUAUAAAAGGUAGGAUAGCAGCUCGUUCCACUGCAUUGCGUUGUGUAACAUGUGUUCGUUCUAAACCUAAAUUUGUGCAUCCUAUCAUGGGAAUUUUACCAAGUCCAAGAGUACACCCUUCUAGACCAUUUUCGACAACAGGUGUUGAUUUUGCAGGUCCUUUGAAUCUCAGAAGUGGCAUACGCCGCGUUACCAGCAUUAAAACGUGGAUUGCAGUUUUUGUGUGCUUAGCAACAAGAGCAAUACAUCUAGAGCCAGUAGUAGGGCUUACGAGUAAUGCCUUUUUUGCCGCGCUACGGCGAUUUAUGGCACGGAGAGGAAAAUGCUCAAAAAUAUAUAGUGACAAUGGUACGAAUUUUGUUGGUGUUCAGCGUGAAUUAGCAAACUAUAUAAAAGAUGCCGACUCAAAUAUAGCUCAGGAUGGUAUACAAUGGCACUUUAAUCCACCGGCUGCACCACAUUUUGGUGGAAUUUGGGAAAGUGCUGUAAAGAGUGCAAAGCAUCAUUUAACUAGGGUAGUAAAAGAUUCAAGAUUUACUUUAGAAGAAUUAGGAACCUUACUUUGUCAGAUUGAGGCAUGUUUGAACUCUCGUCCGUUAACACCGUUAAGCCUUGAUGCUCUGGACUUAGAGCCUAUAACACCGGCACACUUUUUAAUUGGUGGACCACUUCUCUUAGUACCAGAACCCGAUUUGUCAAAAGAAAACAUAAAUGCAUUACGGAGGUGGAAAUAUGUGCAGGCCUUAAUGCAAAUGUUUUGGAAACGCUGGUCAAAAGAAUAUUUGCCACAGCUUCAAGUUAGAGGUCGUUGGGUGUCUCAAACUGAACAGAUGAAAAUUGGAGAAAUAGUAAUCAUCAAAGAAGAAUUCACACCACCAGGCAAAUGGAAGUUAGGAAGAGUAACAAAAACGCAUCCUGGUAGUGAUGGGAUUGUACGAGUAGUUACUUUGAAGACAUCAAAUCAUGAUGAGCUAAAAAGACCGGUAGUGAAAUUAUGUCGUUUACCAGUAGAGCCAGAAAACUCUAAUAUUGAAAAAUAG
Melanaphis sacchari is the source of this 2112-nucleotide messenger RNA. RefSeq lists its product as uncharacterized. Bases 1 to 2112 code for a protein of 703 amino acids. Gene Ontology annotation, molecular function: nucleic acid binding. NCBI's taxonomy places the organism in Eukaryota, Metazoa, Arthropoda, Insecta, Hemiptera, Aphididae. The transcript has 2 exons. Gene Ontology annotation, biological process: DNA integration. The record is from RefSeq and is a predicted model, not a curated record.